AUGUCCGGGGCGCCCUUAUCCGCGCCACUGUUACCCUCUGCACCAUUUCCAAAUGAUUCUGGCUCUACGAGGCCAACAAGGGUGCAGCUCCCGAAUACGGACCGCUUGUUCGCAGACCCUGCCGCUGACGAGACAACCGAUCCGACGGACAACGCGAGAGGGUUGCCUGGACAAGUAUCGUGCGCUGGAUUCUUGCUUGUGGCUUGCUUGGUCGCGAUUACGAUGAUAUGUCGGGAGGCUAUCCAAGGCGCGACGAAAAGCUUUUACUGCAGCACGGAUGGCCAGCAUGUGGAUGCCAACAGUCCAGCUCCUCUUGGUUGCGCGAUACCCUUGGCGACAGCGGCGAUACUUUGCAACCUCGCCGUCGUUGGAGGUUUGGUUUGUGUGGGGCGCUUUGCGUGGCGGUCUGGGGGCUUGGCUGACGGAGAAGUCGCAGAACUGCGACGCGCAAGUUUGAUUGCUGAUCUGCAAGUGUGGCGAAGCAUGAGUGCCAAGGUCCUGCUCAUGGCCGGCUUGACGUACUUGGUUGCUGGGCCUGCGUGUGCAGGCUUGGCAAAGCUGGCUCUCAUUUUCCUCGCCACAGGUUUCAUCACCCUCUAUGCCACGGCGCUGUUUUUUGACCAGGAUUUUGAUCAGGUGCGGAUGUCACCGAGACUAAUGAGAUUUCUUGUUGUGUACAUCCUCGUCGGCUUGACGUUCACUGCGCUUGCCUGCGGAGCCACACAAAGAGCAGGAGGAGCUACUUCAAAGCGAGGUCUUUCUGGAUCGCGCGAUCCAGGCGAGACCAGCGGUCUCGGCGGAAACGUCGUAGGCCCUGGUGAUGUGGAUUACUUCGCAAAUGUUUGCACAGCUCUGGGCUGGCAGCAAGUUGCGCCACCCAGGUGCACUAUUCCCUUGGAUUUCGCCUCCGGUGUAUCUCUAUGGUGGGCUGCAUCGCCAGUUUUCGCGGUGCUGCUCCCCACGCCGAGGGAGUCCAACGCAGCAGGAGGCACGUACCGACGCUUCCUGCAACGGUGGCGGAAGCAUAUCGACGGGGUUGUGCUGCUUGUCCUCAUUGUGCUUCUGGUGCUUUGUUACCAACCGUGUGCGCACAUAGCGCCCAUUGCAUAUGGCAAUGCUGAAAUGGGAGCCUGGGGGGUUUCCUUGCUGACGCUCCUGCGUCGGGUGUCGCCGCUGAGCUGUGACGGGUGGAGGGGUCCUUUGUCACACCUGCGCAAUCCGCCUCCACGGCAGACCGUCGUGCAAUGCUCCGUGUGCUUGCAGGACUUACAAGCUACGGAGGACUUGUGCCAGACGGCCUGUGGCCAUGAAUUUCACCGCAGUUGCUUGGAGGACUGGGUCCAUUCCAAAAGAUAUCAACAUCCUGGAUGCCCGUUGUGCAGAGAGUCUCUCGUCAAAGAGGACUCCGAUCCAGCGCAUUUACUCCUGACGCGCGAGUGGCUCUUUUGA
This is a messenger RNA of Symbiodinium sp. CCMP2456, 1449 nucleotides long. The record is from the annotation of a GenBank genome assembly. NCBI's taxonomy places the organism in Eukaryota, Dinophyceae, Suessiales, Symbiodiniaceae.